AUGUAUUUUGAAGAAGAUGAAAACAGUAGAAUGUGCGCGGGAAAAAAAGAAUUUGUCACCAAAGGAAAAAUAAGAAAACAGAAGCGAUAUCUUAGCGACAACUUGCAGAAUCUACAUAAAAAGUAUCUUGAAACCAAUCCUCGAUACAAAAUAAGCUACAGUGCAUUUUGCAAGCUUCGUACAUUUUGGGUACGCGUACCAAACGUCAAUAUUCGUGAAACAUGUUUAUGUAUAGAUCAUGAAAAAAUGGAGUUGGUUGUUGUAGCCCUUCGGAAAAAUUAUCUGAUUGUGGAAAAAUCUGUAAAUGAGAUUCUACAAUCACUAUGUUGUGAUCCUAGGAAUGUUCACUGUCUGGCUAAGAAAUGUGAUAGUUGCAAAAAUAAGGCCAUUAAUUAUAAAGAAUUUGACAAUACCAAAGAAACACAUUACUUUAUUUGGAACAAAGUAAAAAAACUUAUAUCAAAGAUGGAAAAGAAAAAGCUACGCUUCAAACGAUUAAGGCAAAAGUUGCAGCGCAUCCCAAAGAUAUAA
Molecule: messenger RNA, 531 nt
Organism: Parnassius apollo (apollo)
Lineage: Eukaryota; Metazoa; Arthropoda; Insecta; Lepidoptera; Papilionidae
Source: the annotation of a GenBank genome assembly